Molecule: messenger RNA, 2461 nt
Organism: Uloborus diversus
Lineage: Eukaryota; Metazoa; Arthropoda; Arachnida; Araneae; Uloboridae
Gene: l(3)87Df
Product: cytochrome c oxidase assembly protein COX20, mitochondrial-like
Exons: 4
Coding region: 181-480 (99 amino acids)
Biological process (GO): mitochondrial respiratory chain complex IV assembly
Cellular component (GO): mitochondrion; mitochondrial inner membrane
Source: RefSeq, a predicted model, not a curated record
GUUCCUGCUUUUCGAUGCUAGGUUUGCGUUUGCUUCUGUUUGUUUAUAUAUAACUAGAAAUCGUGCGGAAGGACGAAAGUGUGUUUAAACAUUUCAGUUUCUUUUUGUUUCAAAAGGUGCAUGUUUCUGAUUAGCAUGUCUUCUCGGUUUUAAAGGUCUACCAAGAAAAAAGCCACAGCUAUGGAUGAUAAAAAGUUCAUGCUAUUUGGCACUGAUCUUCAAAAGAUUCCUUGCUUUAAGAAAACAUUUACGUAUGGAAUAUGUACUGGAUUAGCAGCUGGUCUGGCAAAUUUCAUAUUUACUAGUAAAGUGAAAAGAUCAUCAGAUAUAGCAGUUGUAUCCUUUGCUGUUUCAACUGUGGGAAUUUGGAUCUACUGCAGGUACAAUUGGACAAGAGAACAUUUCUUGACAGCUAAGAUGAAUAGUGCAGUACAUGAUGUUAUGGUGAAGCAAGGUGUAAAAAAAACAGAUGAUACUUAAAGAAAUCAUGUUGUCUAUAUUAGAUGUUUAAAUCAUACUGUGUACUAAAUUAUUACCAGAACUUUAGAACAAAUAAAUUUAUUAGAAACAUAUUUUAAUUAAUCAGGUGUAAUACAAAUGCUUGGAUUUUACUUGUACUACAGUAAAACUUUAUAGCAACUUAUGAAAUUGGAUAGUUAAAUCUUAAAAUAAAAUGAGCCACUUCAUAUUUACAGCCAAUAUUUCCUCAAAAGGAUGAAACAUACACGUAAAAAAUAAGUGAACAUACAAAUACCUAUUAUUUGCUAAUUUAGUAUAUAGUCUGCUUUUAAUUUAUAAAUGAAAUGAAAUAAGUUAAGAAAAAUAAAUGCAUUAUAAUAUGGCUCCUUAAUGAUAGUAAUCUUGUCUUUGAUGAAUGGUAAAUCUAAUAAAAAACAUGAAUAAAUGCACAAACUUUUGCAGUCAAAUAUUUACAAAUUGGUACUUGAACAAUAAGAAAAUAAUUUUGAGAUAACUUUAUUUAUAUCUUUCCUCAUCUACCCCCUUAAAGAUUACCAACAAAUUUCUUUGUUACAUAACCUUAAAAAUCCUAGUUAGCUAUGCAUUGAACCAUGUCAACCAUACAGUUCAAUAAAGAGUUUCAAAUAUUGUAACUAAAUAUCAUACUACUUUUUAGGUUUUAUUAAGUCUGAUCAGGUUCUAAUUAGUAAUUUUUCACUAAGAAGGUAUUUUUAAAAUGAAUGUUUUCAAGUUUAAAAGUUAAUUGGACAAAAACUUUUAGUAUUUCCUUUGUGAAUCUUUAAAAGAGAAGCUCUGUAAUUAUUUGCUAGAUACUAUCUUUCUUAAGGCCCAAUUGAGUAUGUUUUAAUAAAAAUCAAAUUUAAUAAAUCUACAUCUAACAGACUAUUGGAAUAUUUUAUUUAAGAGUACUACUAUCUAAGACAUUUAUUUUUGUCCGAUGUUAUAACAAAACGCCAAAAGAUAAAAUAAGCUGAAAACCUUUUUCAGUUUGCAAUAAUUAAACUUUAUAACAGAUUUUUUUUCUUGUCAUGUAACACUUUUUGUGCUACAUUAGUGCAUUUAAUAUCCCUUCAUUUUGAUUUAUUUAAUUUUAUUCAUUAGGUAUGAAUUGUUAUUCCUACAAGCAUUCUUAAUAAUCUCAUUAUUCCUUAAUUUCUCAACAUUAGCUAUGUUGCUACAUUUAUUUAUGCUAUUUGCAAUUGCACAUAGUUUUAUAUUGUUUUUCUUGCUUCCAAGUUUUCAACACUUUAUUUAUGGGGUGCAUUCAAUGGUAAAUUCACAUGGAAUAACAGUUAAUGCUAAAUAAUUCCCAACGAUUAAAAUUGCUCAAACUAAAUAUAUUUAGUGAAAAUAAUUUUGGAUGUAAGCAUUCUUAAAGACCAGCUUUUUAUUUUACGAUAGCCUCUGUAUUUCUUUAACUCUUCAAUGAAAGUAGAAAUAAACAGCAUCCCAAAAAGUUACUUUGGCUAUUUUUAAAAUAGUGGGCAACAUUUUAAUCGAAAAAGAAUUUGGCAAUUUUCAAACAUAUUUAAAUAGAAAUGUAAGGAAAAAAAAGGGUUCUAAAACCAUUUAGUAAUUCAAAGAUGCAUGUAAUACAUAGUUUUAAUGCACAUAAAGAUUAACACUCUCAAGAAUUAAUCCUGGUGCACCACUGCUAUUCAAAGUAAUUCAUGACUAUAAUAACAGUAGAAUAAGAUAUGUUUUGCAUAAAUUCUUAACUUUUUUCAUCCAAAACCUUUAUAGCAUAAUCAAUGGUAUCUAUUUUAGAUAAGGAAGUUUUUCACCCUAUGAACAAGUUUCCACUGUGGAUGAUACAAACAGUGGCCUAAACUAAGAAAUUGAUAAAACAUUUUAUCCUUUCAUUUUUGUCGAAUUAGGCACAGUCAUGUACAUACUCAAAACACAAUAUAAAGCAAAAUUAUUUUCAGAUACAGUUGAAUUUUUUAACAAAUAUUCAACUGAGAGAAUAAUUACUUUUUGA